UAGACAGAUAUAGAGAGAGUCUGACAGAUACACAGACAGAGAGACAAAGAGAGAGAGAGAAAGCGGCCGGGGUUCGAGUCUCGCCGGUGUUUUGCGCUGCGUUGUCCCGGGCCGGUCUCUGGCUGCGAUGGAGCGCCUCCUCUUCGCCUCUCCUCCCACACGCAGAUCUUUCCUCUCCUCGGUUCCCUUCAUCCUCUGUUUUCUUUGCACGUCUGGCUGGGGCGACCCGCGGAGCCGGAGCUGCAGCGAGGUGCGGCAAGCCUACGGGGGGAAAGGUUUGAGCCUGGACACGGCGCCUCAGACUCAAAUAUCUGGAGAGCACCUGCGGACCUGCCCCCAGGACUACACGUGCUGCUCCAGCGACAUGGAGGAGGCGCUGUUGCGCCAGAGUGAGGCUGACUUCCGCAACGCCUUCGACCAGUCCAGCCAGUACCUCCUGACGACCUUCACGCAGAGACACCGCAAACUGGACGAGUUCUUCCGCGAGCUCAUUGAUGUCGCUGAGAAGUCGAUGAAUCAGAUGUUCACGAAGACAUAUGGGCGUCUCUACACGCAAAACUCACGCGUGUUCCAGGAGCUGUACAAGGAGCUGCGAAGCUACUACACGGGGGGCAGUGUGAGUCUGGACGAUGUCCUGUCUGAGUUCUGGGCUCGUCUGUUGGAGCGCAUGUUUACUCUGGUGAAUCCGCAGUACCAGUUCAGUGAGGAUUAUCUGGAGUGCGUCAGCAAGCACUCGGAGCAGCUCCGCCCAUUCGGGGACGUGCCGCGCAGGCUCCGCCUCCAGGUCUCUCGUGCGUUCAUUGCAGCUCGGGCGCUGGUCCAGGGUCUGGCGACAGGGAGAGACCUCGUGGGGCGCGCUGUCAAGCUCACCCCCACUCUGGAGUGCAAGCGUGCACUCAUGAGGCUCUCCUACUGCCCCCUGUGCCGGGGCCUGCCCUCCCUCAAGCCCUGCCACUCCUUCUGCCGCAACGUGAUGAAGGGCUGCCUGGCCAAUCAGGCGGACCUGGAUUCAGAGUGGAACAGCUUCAUUGACUCCCUGCUGCAGGUCACUGAGAAGCUGCAAGGCCCCUUCAACAUGGAGCUGGCGACAGACUCCAUCGGAGUGAAGAUCUCUGAGGCCAUCAUGUACCUGCAGGAGAACAGCGUGCAGACCAGCACCAAGGUGUUCCAGGGGUGUGGCAGCCCGCGGCCGGCACCGGGCCGUUCCAAACGAUCCCCGAGAGACGAGACGAAGCGGCGCUUCAGAACCUACACCCCCGAGGAGAGACCCACCACCGCGGCCCGGACCAACCUGGACAGACUGGCCACGGAUCUGAAGGACAAGCUGAAGGCGAUGCGCAGGUUCUGGGCGACGCUCCCCGACACACUCUGCAAUGACGAGAGACUCAGCGAGGACCUGAGCAACCAGGAGCGCUGCUGGAACGGGCAGGGCAGGGGCAGGUAUCUGCCGGGGGUGACGGGGGAGGGGCUGGUGAAUCAGAUCAAUAACCCUGAGGUGGAGGUGGACAUCGCCCGGCCCGACAGCAAGACCAGGCAGCAGAUCCUGCAGCUCCGCAGCGCCACCACCCGGCUGAGACACGCGCAGAGCGGCAGCGACGCAGACUUCCAGGACAGCAGUGAGGACGGUAGUGGCUCCGGUUUAGGGGAGCGCUACAGUGAGGACUGGCCGGCCUCCGGACCCAACCUGUACAACCAGAACCCCAACUCUCGGGCCGGGCCGGGACAGGGCAAGCCCCCCCGCGGCCGGGACAGAGCCCCCAAGUGGACCCGACCGAACCAGCACCAGAACCAGGGCGACCGAAUGCAGUCCGGAGCCCCAGGGCUGCAAAACAGACCUCCCCUGGUGCUGCUGCUACUGCUGCUGGCGCUCACUGCCAUCUACUGGCGGUAAGACAGCACUGCGCCCAGCCAGCCCAGCUUCCUUCAACUAACAGACCCCCCCCCACAUUGCAGAGAAGUUUGAACCAGUCGAGAUUUUAAAUGCAUUCAUACUGUGAGCUU
Polyodon spathula (Mississippi paddlefish) is the source of this 2001-nucleotide messenger RNA. Its product is annotated as glypican-6-like. Lineage: Eukaryota; Metazoa; Chordata; Actinopteri; Acipenseriformes; Polyodontidae. The record is from RefSeq and is a predicted model, not a curated record. Bases 128 to 1891 code for a protein of 587 amino acids. Gene Ontology annotation, cellular component: extracellular region; cell surface; plasma membrane. Gene Ontology annotation, biological process: smoothened signaling pathway; cell migration; regulation of protein localization to membrane. The transcript has 11 exons.